UUGAAAAGCACAUACUUCCGGUAUUGUGUUCUGUCGUCUUUCCGCUGAAUAACUUCACACCGUUACUAGUGCAAGAAACCGGUGAAUCAGAGGAACACAGGGGAAGGAGGAGGAGUGUUACAGAAUAUUCGCGAGACGGUCCCUUGUUGAGAGUGAUGAUCCACAGGUUCCUGUAAACAUUUCUUCGCCUUUAGAACCCUAAAAAUCUUCACCAACAGCAGCUUUCAAGUUUCAGCAAUGGAGAUGUUGCACCAGAGACCUGCGAGGAGAACGUUGCUGUUUGCUUUCGUCGCAGUAUGCCUAUUUGUAGCUAUUUCCUCCGAUGAAGAUUACUACAAGCUGUUGGGUAUUUCUAAAGAGUCCAGUACUCGUGAAAUUCGACAGGCUUUCAAAAAGCUCGCUCUCACGAUGCAUCCGGAUAAAAACCCAAAUGAUGAAGCAGCCCAUGACAGGUUCCUGAAGAUCAAUCGGGCCUAUGAGGUGUUGAAGGAUGAAGACUUGAGGAAGAAAUAUGACAAAUAUGGAGAGAAGGGCUUGCAAGAUGAACAGCAGGGAGGAAGAUAUGAAAGCUGGAACUAUUACAGAUAUGAUUUUGGCAUUUACGAUGAUGACCUAGAAAUUACUACGCUAGACAGAGGAGACUUCGAUGCAGCGGUUAAUUCUGGAGAGGUCUGGUUUGUGAAUUUCUAUUUCCCACGCUGCUCGCACUGUCACGACCUCGCCCCCACGUGGCGGGAGUUUGCGAAGGAAAUGGAUGGGGUGAUUCGAAUCGGUGCGGUAAACUGUGGUGACAAUGGCAGGCUGUGCCGUAGUAAAGGUGUCAGCAGUUACCCCAGCCUUUAUGUGUUCAGAUCCGGAAUGAAUCCAGAGAAGUACCAUGGCGACCGAUCAAAAUCAAACCUCAUCGCGUUUGCCAUGCAGUAUGUGCAAAGCAAAGUGACUGAACUUUGGCAAGGCAAUAUCUUCACUGAGAUUGAUCGGGCAUUUGGUGAAAGAAUCGGAUGGCUAAUAACCUUUUGUGCUGAUACUGGAGAUUGCCUGGAAUCUCAGACGAGACGGAAGCUCGCUGGAAUGUUGGAUGGUCUUGUACAUGUAGGCUGGAUGGAUUGUACUAAACAGGGAGAUCUGUGUGACAGCUUUGACGUCACUACCAGCACGACGGCCCUUUUUCCUCCUGGAAGUUCUCUUGAACAGAAAGGAAGUGUAUUGUUUAUUCAGAGUUUGGAUGCUAAAGAGAUAUAUGCGCAAGUAUUGAGACAUCUGCCUGACUUGGAGAUGCUUACAAAAGAGAGCUUUGAGCAUAAAUUGGCUCAUCAUCGAUGGCUCAUCAGCUUCUCAUUUGGACAUGAUGACCUGGCAUCACAUGAGUUUAAAAAACUCAAAUCUCUGUUGAAAGACUCUCACAUACAGGUGGGGAAGGUGGACUGUAUCUCGGAUUCAGAUCUCUGUUCUUCUCUAUAUAUUCACAAACCAUGUGUGGCUGUUUUUAAAGGGCUUGGAAUUCAUGAUUAUGAGAUCCACCAUGGUAAAGAUGCUCUGUAUAACAUAAUAGCUUUUGCGAAGGAGAGCGUGAACGCUCAUGUGACCACGCUUAAACCUGAGAACUUCCCCAGUCAUGAGAAGGAGCCCUGGCUGGUUGACUUCUUUGCUCCUUGGUGUCCACCAUGUCGAGCUCUUCUUCCUGAACUGAGGAAAGCCUCCAUCCAGCUCUUUGGACAGUUGAAAUUUGGGACUUUGGACUGUACCGUACACGAGGGCCUCUGCAGUAUGUACAACGUUCAUGCAUAUCCGACAACAGUCAUCUUUAACAAAUCCAGCAUCCAUGAAUAUGAAGGUCAUCACUCUGCAGACGGCAUCCUGGAGUUCAUAGAGGAUCUGGUGAAUCCUGUGGUGGUGACGUUGACCCCAGAGUCAUUUCAGGAGCUGGUAAAGAGACGCAAGUCUACAGAAACGUGGAUGGUUGAUUUCUAUGCACCGUGGUGUGGCCCCUGCCAGGCCCUGCUGCCGGAAUGGAGGAGAAUGGCACGGAUGCUAAGUGGUGUAAUAAAUGUGGGCACAGUUGAUUGUCAAAAACACCAUUCGCUUUGUCAGAGCGAGGACGUCCGAGCGUACCCAGAGAUCCGGCUCUUCCCUCAGAACAGUAACCGACGAAACCAAUACCAAAGUUACAAUGGAUGGCAUAGGGAUGCAUUUUCACUUAAGACUUGGGCGCUGAGCUCUCUGCCUCGAGCCUCAGUGGAUCUGUCACCUGAAGAUUUUACCAAAAAGGUUUUAGGAGGAAAGGAUCACUGGGUGUUAGAUUUCUACGCCCCAUGGUGUGGCCCUUGCCAGCAGUUUGCCCCAGAGUUUGAAGUCCUUGCCAGGAUGAUGAAGGGCACGGUAAGAGCCGGCAAAGUGGACUGUCAGGCACAUUACCAGAUCUGUCAGAGCGCCGGGAUCAAGGCUUACCCCACCGUCAGGUUUUACCCCAGCCUGGGCAUCCGGCGGCGAGAUCAAGGCGGAGAGCACAUUAACAGCAGGGACGCCAGCGUCAUCGCAGACAUUCUCCGACAGCGACUACAGCAACUCGCAAUACAGGGAAAAAACUUUAAGGAUGAACUUUAGGACUUCACACAUCUUGUGAUCCACCAAAGCUUCAGCGGCGAGAAAAACUUGAUAAACAGACUCUUUAAUGAGAGCGGGACUUUUUGUGUUUGUUCACUGCCAAAUGGACCCUAGAGAGGAGUGAUAUGUGGUGAUAUCAUCAUCUCAGCUGCUUCAGAGAGGAUUUAAAGAAGAAAUAACAGUGCAUUUCAUGGCAUGCACCUGCAAAUAUGAUGCGUUACUGAAACAAGAAGAGGUCACCACAGUGCAAUUUUUAUGACUGUAAUAUAUGAAUGUACUGUCAACGUUAAUGUUUCUUCAAACAGACUGUAUUUAUGACUGUAACAGAUGCUUUUUCUUAUCACAGCUUUUUGAAGGGUAUUUGUGUUUAUCUCUGUGACUUCUGCUUAAACUAUUCUUACAAGUCCUGGUCCUGUUAUAAACUAAUUUGGGUUACAUUUCUGCAACUUUUGUAUAUUUGUUUUUCAGAAUUUCAAAGUUUACCAAAUCCUAACACUACACUGGUUAUAAUGGUUUCUUAAUGACUUCUGUAGUUGAGUUUUUCUACAUUUCUACAGAUCCAUCUAAAUUGUCUCUUUGCUUUUUUUGGUUUUAACCACAUUUCUUUGCAGAUGUUUGCUGUAGUAGAAUAAAUCUAUUAACUUUU
Messenger RNA from Misgurnus anguillicaudatus (oriental weatherfish), 3250 nucleotides. NCBI's taxonomy places the organism in Eukaryota, Metazoa, Chordata, Actinopteri, Cypriniformes, Cobitidae. The record is from RefSeq and is a predicted model, not a curated record.